AUGGAGGAGCUGGUGGUGGAGGUGCGGGGCUCCAAUGGAGCCUUCUACAAGGCCUUUGUGAAAGAUGUACACGAGGAUUCCAUUACGGUUACUUUCGAGAAUAACUGGCAACCAGAGAGACAGAUACCAUUCCACGAUGUAAGGUUUCCACCUCCUUCAGGGUAUAAUAAGGACAUAAAUGAAAGCGAUGAGGUUGAGUUUUUGAGGGUGAAAGGAGAAGAUGAUUUCAUGGUUUAUUUCCAGGGCAAAUGAAAAAGAGCCAUGCUGCUGGUGGCUAGCUAAAGUUAGAAUGAUAAAGGGUGAGUUUUAUGUAAUAGAGUAUGCAGCUUGCGACGCUACGUACAAUGAGAUUGUCACAAUAGAGCGACUGAGGUCUGUAAACCCUAACAAGCCAGCAACAAAAAACACUUUUCACAAAGUAAAGUUGGAUGUACCUGAAGAUCUGCGGCAAAUGUGCGCAAAAGAAUCUGCUCAUAAAGACUUCAAAAAAGCCGUUGGAGCAUUUUCAGUAACAUAUGAUUCUGAAAACUGCCAGCUAAUCAUCCUUUCUGUUAAUGAAGUUACAAUAAAAAGGGCAAACAUGUUGAGUGACAUGCAUUUCCGGAGUCUCCGGACUAAACUGUCUCUGAUGCUGCGUAAUGAAGAAGCAAGCAAGCAACUUGAAAGUUCAAGGCAGCUAGCAUCCAGGUUUCAUGAGCAGUUUGUUGUACGAGAAGACCUAAUGGGCCUUGCUAUUGGCACUCAUGGUGCAAAUAUUCAACAGGCUAGAAAGGUUCCUGGGGUGACUGCCAUCGAUUUGGAUGAAGAUACAUGCACAUUUCAUAUUUAUGGAGAGGACCAAGAUGCUGUAAAGAAGGCCAGGACCUACCUUGAAUUCGCAGAAGAUGUCAUUCAAGUUCCUCGAAAUUUAGUCGGAAAGGUUAUUGGGAAGAAUGGGAAACUCAUCCAGGAAAUAGUCGAUAAAUCGGGGGUUGUUCGAGUUAGGAUUGAAGCAGAAAAUGAUAAAAAUAUCUCCCAAGAAGAGGGAAUGGUUCCGUUUGUUUUUGUGGGUACAAAGGACAGUAUCACCAAUGCAACAGUUCUACUGGACUACCACCUGAACUAUUUAAAGGAAGUAGACCAACUCCGCUUGGAGCGGCUUCAGAUUGAUGAACAGCUUCGGCAGAUCGGAGCCAGCUCAAGGCCUCCACAGAAUCGCCCUGACAAAGAGAAGGGCUAUCUGAGUGAGGACUGCAGUGGUAUUGGACGGGGAGGACGUCCCUACAACAACAGAGGGCGCAGCAGGCGGGGUACAGGAUAUGCCUCAGGUACAAAUUCUGAAGCAUCAAACGCAUCAGAAACUGAAUCUGACCACCGAGAUGAGCUUAGUGAUUGGUCUUUGGCACCAGCAGAAGAAGAUCGGGAUAACUACAUUCGGAGAGGGGAUGGAAGAAGACGUGGUGGCGCACGAGGCCAAGGGCUGAGGGGGCGGGGUGGCUUCAAAGCAAAUGAUGACCAAUCUCGGACAGACAACAGGCAGCGCACUUCAAGAGAGCCUAAAGCACGGACAGCAGAUGGCUCUCUGCAGAUCCGAAUCGACUGCAAUAACGAAAGAAGUGUACACACUAAAAGCUUGCAGAACACGACUGUUGAGGGCACCCGACUUCGCACUGGCAAAGACCGCAUUCAAAAGAAAGAGAAGCCUGAGGCUGUGGAUGGCCAGCAACUGAUGGUCAAUGGUGUACCAUAA
This is a messenger RNA of Staurois parvus, 1729 nucleotides long. Lineage: Eukaryota; Metazoa; Chordata; Amphibia; Anura; Ranidae. The record is from the annotation of a GenBank genome assembly.